Bradysia coprophila is the source of this 1309-nucleotide messenger RNA. It is a transcript of the gene Sirt4, whose product is annotated as NAD-dependent protein deacylase sirtuin-4. The record is from RefSeq and is a predicted model, not a curated record. Gene Ontology annotation, molecular function: NAD+ binding; histone deacetylase activity, NAD-dependent. Gene Ontology annotation, cellular component: mitochondrial matrix. NCBI's taxonomy places the organism in Eukaryota, Metazoa, Arthropoda, Insecta, Diptera, Sciaridae.
CAUGAUUCCUUUUACUGUCUUUUCCCGCACCUUCCAUGGUUCAUUUCGCGUGCACAUCAUGAACAUAUGUUAUUUGUUAUGAAACAGAUAAGGAGCUCUUCUCUUCCACUACUAAAUAUCAAAAUAAACGACACUUGGCUUAAGGCAAUCGCAAUUGUACAGUGUCCACAGUGUUCAUUAAAUGCGCCUCAACAGUGUCCUACGCUUCCGAUUGAAUGACAUUCGAUUCAGCGCGAAAACGACCUUUGUACCAAAUCAUGAACCGAUCAAGGAAACGGACAUCAAGAAAUUGGAAUUGUUUCUGGAAGCCAAACCGAAUGUUUUAGUCUUAACUGGAGCAGGCAUCAGCACCGAAUCAGGAAUACCGGACUACCGCUCCGAAGGAGUUGGUAUGUACGCCCGAACGACCUCGAGACCGGUUCAGUACAUGGACUUUCUAAAGUCGAAAAAGGUGCGGCAAAGAUAUUGGGCUCGUAAUUUCGUGGCGUGGCCAAGAUUCUCAAGCUUCGAACCGAACGCCGUUCACCAUUCACUAGCUCGAUUCGAACGUGAAGGUAGACUCAUCGGACUUGUAACACAGAACGUUGACCGGCUGCACCAAAAGUCCGGUUCAAAGAAUGUAAUCGAAUUGCAUGGCAGUGGAUAUGUGGUCGUAUGCUUGACGGAGAACUGUAACUAUAAAAUCGACAGACAUGAUUUCCAGGACAUUCUGAACACAUUGAAUGCGAAUAUGGUCGACAAAAGCGAUAUGGUGAGACCGGAUGGUGACGUUGAAAUACCACAGGAAUACAUCGACAAUUUCAAUGUACCCAUUUGUCCGGAAUGCAACGGUGAUUUGUUGAAGCCGGAUAUCGUGUUUUUCGGCGACAAUGUACCACGCACUCGGAUUAAUUCUAUUGCCAGCAUGAUUUGCAACAGUGACGGUCUGCUGGUCUUGGGUUCUAGUCUGUCGGUGUUUUCCGGGUAUCGGAUCGUUUUGCACAGCUACGACUUGGGACUGCCGAUUGCGAUCGUAAAUAUUGGACCGACCCGAGGCGAUGCGAAAGCGGACCUGAAAAUUUCCGCCAAAUGUGGUGAUAUCAUCCCGAAAUUGUUUAAUUUUAAGUAAAAAGGCCUGGUGUGCAAUGGAAAGGUUUGUAAUUUAAUUUAAUUUGUUCCGUCGAGCGUUACAAGAGAAGUGUACAAUUCAUUCGUCGCAGUACUGGUUGAUCAGCUUCAUCAACAACGAAACGAAAUCGUAGACAUCUGCAAAGGUAUUGUACAGCGGCACGGGCGCAACGCGUAUACAGUUCGGCUCUCUGAAGUCACA